AUGGUUCCCCGCCCCGGCAGAGGGAUGGAGGCGGGCGGGCAUCCCGCGGGCUGGCUCCGGCCCCGGCUCCCCGCGGCCCCACUGCGCGCCGAGCGGGGAGCGGAGCAGAGGCGUCGGCCAGGUCGGGGGCGACGCGACGGCAUGGAGCAGGGCGGCCGCCGGGCUUUCGGCAGCAUCUGCCCCAACCGGGCGCCGGGCCCGCCCGUCCGCGGAGCUAAAAAGCCCGCGCGGUCCAGCGGGGCGGCGGCGGGGACAUCUCCGACGGGGCUGAGCCCUCGCGGACCUGAGCCCCGGCCCCGCCGCGGCCCCUCCGGCCCGGCCCCAGCUCUCUCUCACCGCCGUCUCUCGCCGCCCACGGCGCACGCCGCCCGUGACUGGCAGGAGCUGGUAGCCCGCGGCCCCGUCCUCCCAGCCGCCAUGGUCGGCCCCGCCGCCCCACCGCAGGGCCCGUGCCUGCAGGAUGAGCCGGAGUUCGAUUUCCAGGAUCUCAGAGAUGCUGUCCAUGAUUUUAUGUCUGAUGCCUCCACCUGGGUGCCCCCACCGCCGGACUGCGCUGACUUCGACUUCUCCCUCGGCGAGGACGUGGCCUUCGGCACCUGUGUGGAGCGCCCGCAGCCCCCGGAAUCCCUGCAGUCGUGCUGGCGGGACGCGGCCGAGAGACAAGGGCAGGCACUUGGAGAUGCUCUGGAGGAAAACAGCCAGCUGCAGGAGGCUCUGGCGCAGAAGCAGGAGGAGCUGGAGACGCUACGGGAGAGCAACGUGCAGCUGAAGGAGCUGGCGAACCAGGCUCGGCAGCUGGCCACGGUGCUCGACGGCAACGCGUUCACCUUGCACACCGCCGACGGAGGGUACCGCUUCCGAUGGGUGCCGCGCUGAGAGCCCGCGGGG
This is a messenger RNA of Lagopus leucura (white-tailed ptarmigan), 888 nucleotides long. RefSeq names its product multiciliate differentiation and DNA synthesis associated cell cycle protein (gene MCIDAS). The record is from RefSeq and is a predicted model, not a curated record. The transcript has 5 exons. NCBI's taxonomy places the organism in Eukaryota, Metazoa, Chordata, Aves, Galliformes, Phasianidae. Bases 1 to 876 code for a protein of 291 amino acids. Gene Ontology annotation, biological process: negative regulation of cell cycle; negative regulation of DNA replication. Gene Ontology annotation, cellular component: nucleus.